This is a messenger RNA of Diutina rugosa, 3516 nucleotides long. It is a transcript of the gene SMC2, whose product is annotated as condensin subunit. Gene Ontology annotation, cellular component: chromosome. Lineage: Eukaryota; Fungi; Ascomycota; Pichiomycetes; Serinales; Debaryomycetaceae. The record is from RefSeq and is a predicted model, not a curated record. The coding region runs from base 1 to 3516 and encodes 1171 amino acids. Gene Ontology annotation, molecular function: ATP binding; ATP hydrolysis activity; protein binding. Gene Ontology annotation, biological process: chromosome organization. The transcript has a single exon.
AUGCGUGUUGAGGAACUCAUCAUCGAUGGGUUUAAACUGUACGCCACCCGUACAGUUAUCUCAGGGUGGGAUGCUCAGUUUAAUGCCAUCACAGGUCUCAAUGGUCUGGGGAAGCUGAACAUCUUAGACGCUAUAUGCUUCGUCCUUGGGAUCCUGCUGAUGACAACAGUGCGGGCGCUGAAUCUUCAGGACUUGAUUUAUAAGCGGGGACAGGCUGGGGUGACAAAAGCAUCGGUCACCAUCGUGUUCAACAAUGAGGAUAAGCAAAAACUGCCAAUUGGCUUUGAACAGUACAACACAAUCUCGGUAACGCGUCAGAUCCUCCUUGGUGGCCAGUCGAAGUAUAUGAUCAAUGGGCACAAAGCGUUGCAACAAACUGUUCUAAGCUUAUUCCAGCUGAUUCAGCUCAACAUCAAUAAUCCAAACUUUUUGAUCAUGCAAGGAAAGAUCACGAAAGUGCUCAAUCUGAAACCGAAAGAGAUCCUUCUGCUUGUUGAAGAAGCAGCAGGGACUCGUACGUUCGAAGACCGGAAGGAUAAGGCCCAGAAAACUUUAGAGAGGAAGGAGGGGAAGAUAGCUGAGAUUCAACUGUUGUUGGCUGAGGAGAUUGAGCCUAAGCUUGAAAAGUUGAAGGGUGACAAAAGACUCUACAUGGAGUAUCAACAGACUCAAAUCGAUUUGGAGAGAUUGAGUCGAAUUGUGGUUGCUUAUGACUACGAACAUUUGCGUAGUGAUUAUGUUGAUGUGUCUCUGGCUAAAGCUGAGCUUGAAUCCAAGAUUGUCGCUUUAGAGGAGAUUAAUGUGCGCGUUGGUGAUGAAAUAACAAGCCUUUCUAAUGACCUUGAAGCAGCCCGCGAAUCACGGAAGUCCGAAGCCGACACUGACGGCAAGAUUGCUCACUUGGAAGAGUGUGAAACUGAGCUCAAUAAUAUUGUCACCCGUCAAACUACCGCCAGAGAUUUGGCAGCGGAUCUGUUACGAGAGGAAAUGAUAACUCGUGAUCGCCUUCGUGAGCAAGUCAACAACGCUGAGCUGGGAUCAGACAUUACGCUGGCAAGAUACACUGAACUCGAGAAAACGUAUGCUGAAGCAACCGCCACAGUCACAGAGCUAAAGCUGGCGUAUGCUCGUAAGGAAGACUUAGUUCUGACUUUACUGACAGGGGUUUCGGCCCUGGGGCAGGUCCAAGGUGGGUAUGAGCGGCAGUUAGCGGACGCAAAGGAUCAAUUGAAUCGUGACCAAAUUUUUAUCAAGCAGCUGACUGUCAAAAUUGAAUCUUUGAAGCGACAAAUGACUCAAAACCUGGCUCAGAUCGAACAAGCCCGAGCUGAACACGCGGCAUUAGUUGCGCAACAAUCUCAGUACGAAAGCGUCAUCAAUAACCUCGAAAGUCAGCUUCAACAAAAGCUUGGGUUUGAUCCUGAAAGGUUUGUUUCACUAAAGCAAAACCAUCACGAGUUAACACUACAGCAAAAUCGUUUGGAAUCGCAAAUGAAUCAAAUGCGUCCUGACGUUGGCAACAUCGAUUUUCAGUACAAUCGCCCACACGCAAAUUUCAACGACCAUCAAGUUCGAGGAAUUGUCGCACAGCUAUUUGAUCUCCCAGAAAAUCAGUUUGAUAAAGCUCUUGCUUUACAAGUUUGUGCUGGUGCACGACUCUACAAUGUGGUUGUUGAUACAGCCAAUGUGGCGAGCGACUUGUUAAAUCGUGGUGGACUUCGACGCCGUGUCACCAUGUUACCCUUGGACAAGAUUAUUUCUCGAACAAUUGAUUCGAGCGUUGUUGAGUAUGCCAAAGCAAAAGCUCCUGGUAAAGUCGAAUUGGCACUCAACUUGAUUCAAUAUAAGGGAGAGUAUCGGAAAGCUAUGGAGUAUGUUUUUGGCACUACCUUUAUUUGUGCAGAUCCUGCCACCGCUAAGGCUAUCACCUUUGAUCCUAAAAUUCGUGCACGUUCAAUCACGUUGGAGGGCGAUGUAUAUGAUCCUGAGGGUAAUCUUUCUGGUGGGUCACGUCGUACAAACUCCCUGAUAUUAAUUAAGCUUCAACGAUACAAUCUAGUUGCUCGCGAGCACAGAGAGUUUCAACUUCAAAGUCGGAAGCUAGAGAGUGAGUUGGGUUUAAUGGAGCAAAAGAUGGCAUCGACAAAAGGUCUCGCGAAUGAAAUUAAAACAAAAAGGUACGAGCUUGAGCUUUUACAAAAGAAACAAGCAACUCACUCUUCACUGCAUCUUUUGUCACAACAGGAGCAACACCAAAAUCAGAUAUCCGAGCUUGAGCGCGAGAUUGGGGAACGUACAAUUGCAAUUACGAAACUGGAAGCCAAUAUUGAGGAAAUUGAACGUGAUAUGCAAGAAUUCGAUUCCGAUAAAGGCUCAAAGAUCAAGCAAUUGCAGAGAGAGCUUACAGAGUUGGCCACCGAACUUCAAAAUAAGCAAUCUCAAUUGGAUGAAAUCCUGGAUGAAUUUCAACUGAUGCAAGUUGAUCGCGAACAACGCGGUAACGAGGUAGCAAAUUUGGUGAACCAAAUCGAGCAAUGUAAUGCAACUAUUGCCGAGCUUGAGGCUAAACAAGUCACCAUCGCUCAGGAAGUUACCGAUGCUGAAGCAGCCCUCUCCAGAGUCCGCCAACAACUCGAAGAAGAGAAGGCAGUUCUUUUAGGUCUUGAUGAAGAGAUCAAUGAGCUCCAACGGGUUCUUAAGGACAAGCAAGCUCAACACUCUGAAGCGCUUCUUCAAAGUCAACAACUUGGGCACGAAUUGGAGAAGAUUGAGGCAAGAGCGAAGACCUCGCAAGUUCGGUUGGAGGAGAUAAUAAACCAGCACAUGUGGAUUAACGAAGAAGGAGCAGUUGAAGCGGUCUUGGCGCAAAAUCCUAAUGUCGACCUCGCUGAACUGCGUGAGCUGCUAAAAGUUCUUGAGGAGAGAUUUGAAUCCAUGCGACGCAAGGUCAAUCCCAAUAUUAUGUCUAUGAUUGAAAACGUGGAGAAGAAGGAGCAGAGCUUGAAGCAAAUGGUGAAAACAAUCACUAAAGACAAAGCAAAGAUUAUCAAAACUGUGGAGAAGCUUAACGGGUUUAAGCGUGACACAUUGAAUCAAACCUAUCAAAAGGUCAGUACAGACUUUGGCGAGAUUUUUAGUGAAGUAUUGCCUGGCGCAUUCGCGAAAUUGGUUCCAGUUGACAUGAUGGACGUUACGAAGGGUCUCGAAGUUAAAGUUCGGCUUGGCGACAAAUGGAAGGAUUCUUUGGUGGAGCUUUCUGGUGGCCAGCGUUCACUUAUUGCUCUUUCAUUGAUUAUGGCGUUGUUACAAUUCAAGCCCGCGCCUAUGUACAUUUUGGACGAGGUCGAUGCUGCUCUCGACUUAUCACAUACUCAACUGAUCGGUAUGUUGAUCAAAAAUCGGUUUCGGACAGCCCAGUUUAUUGUUGUAUCAUUGAAAGAGGGCAUGUUUAAUAACGCCAAUACUGUGUUUCGGGCUAGAUUCCAAGAAGGUACGUCUAAAGUUAUCAAGAUGUGA